Danio aesculapii is the source of this 2912-nucleotide messenger RNA. RefSeq names its product endothelin 3b (gene edn3b). NCBI's taxonomy places the organism in Eukaryota, Metazoa, Chordata, Actinopteri, Cypriniformes, Danionidae. The record is from RefSeq and is a predicted model, not a curated record. Gene Ontology annotation, biological process: regulation of systemic arterial blood pressure by endothelin; intracellular calcium ion homeostasis; vein smooth muscle contraction. Gene Ontology annotation, cellular component: extracellular region. The transcript has 4 exons. Gene Ontology annotation, molecular function: endothelin B receptor binding; hormone activity. The coding region runs from base 165 to 626 and encodes 153 amino acids.
UCCACCAGGGCUGCUUUCAGAUGAUGAUGAGGAUGCUCAGAACUAUUCUUUGGACUGAAAUGGAUUUGUUUUGGAAAACAUUUUUCAUUUAGAAGCCCGGACACCGCGUCUGACAACUUUUUCCCCCCACAAAUUGAUCUCGCGCACAUAAGGACACUAUUAAAAUGGCUAAACUGUUUCCUGAUGCUCUUUUGCUAAUUGUGAGUUUGGUAAACAUUUUCACCGUGGAUACGUCGUUUUCCAGUGCAGGAGACUUGCACUCAUCUCCAGUCUUCUCUGGUGGUUCCAGCAGUGUUGGAAAUCAGCAGAAAGAAGCAGAGCUCGUUCCAGCAUCACACGCUCGCACAAGAUCCAAGCGCUGCACUUGCUACUCUUUCAAAGACAGAGAAUGUGUUUAUUACUGUCAUCUGGGCAUCAUCUGGAUCAACACCCCACAACGUACAGUUCCAUACGGCAUGUCAAGUUACCGCAGCCCUCAGAGAUUAAGACGCUCCAGCGGGACAACAGCAGUGGUUCUUCAUCGCUGCACAUGCACAGACCAAAAUGAUGCAAAGUGCUACAACUUCUGUGAUGCAAGCUCCGAGAAUGUGUCAGACGGAAGAUUGAGAGGACGUUCACCUUGGUAAGACCGCUGGCUUCUUGUCACAUCUCCAGCCUUAGAAAUCAGGACUGAUGAUCAGCAUCAAACCGGGCAUCUAAAUAGGUACAGGUUUUGGAUUUUUACAGAUUUGGAGCAAAAGCUACCCCACAUUCCUCGGCGUGUUAUAUUUCCUGGAACGUCCUUGACUCAUCUGGUCCACGGUAACAAGUGAAUUCCUUAGUAAACUCUUUGCAGAUUUCGGAAGCAUAUCUAUGUGGGACGCACGUCCUUGCUUCAAGGGUUACGUCCAGUUGACUUUACACUGACAUUUUAACAAAUGCAAAUACUCAGUGGACGUCCUUGGAUUCGGGAGCCUUGCAGGACUGGAAUCUGAUCUUUAAAGUACACUCUGCAUUAUCUCCACUUUGUGGGCAGAUUUUCAGACGGAUGAAGUGAGUCUUGAAUUCUUCACUUUGCCUGAUAGCGGAAAAUAAUAUGUUCAACGUUUUUAUUGUGAAUGAACUGAGAAAAAAAGACUCGAGCCAGAUUAACCGCUGCAAUUUCUUUUAACCUCUUAAACAUAUCCUUCCUAGUUUUGCUCACUCAAGCAAAAUGUUUUCCCUCUGCACAACAAGUUUUGACGUUUUAUUUUCUCCAGAGCUUAAAUGUGAUUAUUCAUGCAUGAAAUAAUGGGUCCUUUGAGACAAGUACUAAAAGCUGAGUACUACACUACAUGGUCUAACAUCAUAAUAAUAUACCAAAUGCUAUACUAAACAGACCUGAGAGGUUACAGCAUUUAGUUAAAUCCCCAUUUUUAAGGCAAGACACCCCAGGUAAUAGGUUAAAAGUUUAGAUUUAUAGAUAAUCCCAAACUCAUGCCAGUUUAUUGGUUACAUCAAAGGAGAUUUGUACCACCCCAGUUCUGAAAAGAUUGAGACACUUUGAAAAAAGGGAUAAAAUAGGAAUUAGUACUCACUGGAACCUUAAUUUUUUGACAAAGUACAAAGAAAAUAUUUCCAGAAUAUGCAUUGACAUGUAUUUUGCAAAUGUAAAAAACUUUGACUUUGAUGGUGGUACACAGGCAAAAUAAAAGUGAAAAGGUUUUUACUGUAGAAUAUCAAAACUAAACUGUUUCUGAACAAAAUUCACAAAAGCAGGCAAACUGAUAACAAGUUGCAGAUUUUGCAAUCAGUUAUGGCCCAUAGACUGUGAAAACUGAAGUUGUCUACAUUCUCUACAUUCAUUUGAUUGAACAAUGCUCAGAAUUUACUUUUUAUUUAAUUAUUUUAAUUCAGCUGCUCAAAACAGAGGCACAUGGGGAGCAUAAACAGCAUUUAAUCACUUCAGUCAAUUCAGCAUCCAACACUGCAAAAUAAAAACAUUAGAAUGUCCCCAAAACACAACUGAAGCAUGCACCAGAGGGUGUUUAGAAGUGGGUAUAUGCAAUGGCGAAUAUUAAAUGGCUAUAUCCUCUACAACACUACUGCCAAAAAUCAUUGCAAAGUAUUUCAGGGUUUUUUCCACCAACUACCAAAUGUAAUAUUGUGAAAAGCAUUAGGGAAUCUAAAGAAAGCUCAGUCUGAAUGUGCAAGACAUUUACUCCCUCAGAUGGUACUGCAUAAGGAAAAGAGUCUGUGGUGUUAAAUAAAGUUAAUGGUCUCAAGAGUUCUUCAGAAGACUUCUUUCAAUUAACACAGUCUGCCACUGCAUAUAGAAAUGCAUCUUAAAUCUUUGUUACCCAUGGAGAAAGAUAUGUCAGGUCUGCGCAGUGAGUUCAGCAUAUUCUCUGAGCCAGAGCUCAUCGUGGAUAAUCAAGACAGACAGUGCAAAUGUUCAGAUGCAGAGCGACCCAAGGCAUAAGUAAACUAAGGGGCUGCAUGACCACAAGUGAACAUUUCAGUUCACUUUAAGAGGUCUUUCUGAGUUGUGUCAGGAACCAACAAAUAGGGAUUUUCUAAGGGCGCGUGUCCACCGAAUAGUUUUUUUGAACUGCACAAAUGCAAAUACUAUUCUUAAAACACUCAGCUGUGAGCUUAAAGUGCUAGUUCUGUGCAAUGCUUCCAGCAUUUUAAAAAUGUAGCACUUCCAUUGACAACAAAUUUUAAAAAGCAGCGCUCAUGAUUCUGCACUGCAAAAACACUUAAGAGGACAAGCACACUUUGAAGAUCAAUAACUCUGGCAGCAUCCGAACUACUCAGUAGGUAGUACAUUUGAAUUUGAAUUUACUACACGACCAUUCAAUUCAUCUUUAUUUCUAUAGCGCUUUUACUAUGUAGAUUGUGUCAAAGCAGCUUAACAUAGAAGCUUAUAGUUGAAUUGAAACUGUGUCAGU